AUGAAAAAAAUGACGACCUACGCGGCUUCCCCCGGCUUCAGCGCGAGCGCUGGCGCCGGACAGAGCGGGCGGCGCGACGUCUCCCGGGCCGUGGACAGGCCAACCGACAGAGAUCAAAACCCCGAGGAUGCAACGCCGUCGCCCGCGCUCGAGCGCCCCCCUCCGUCCCCGCAUCGACCGCCUCCGUCCCCGCUCCGGCCACACGGAGGCAUCAAUGGCGGCGCAUUCGUCGCAUUCGUGGGCGGAAGCUUCCGCGGCGCGGUCGAGCGAUCGAUGAGCGAAGACAAGCAUUGUCCUGCGCGCGACAACACACGCCCGCGCAGCGGGGGACGUGGAGCGCGGAGCCUGAGCAGCGCAAUCCAUCAUGUCCGCCGGAACAGCACGGGCGCGCACGCCGCCGGGUUCCAAGGGGGAAGACCGAUGCUGCGCGCCAAUAGCAGCAACUCGUCGGACAACCUGAGAUCUCUGCAGUCGCCGGGAAUCGCGGAGCGCAGCCCCAGCUCCCCGUUUGAGGCGCUCGAAAAGGCGGAGCGCAGCCCUUGCUCCCCGGCUGAAGCGGCAACGGUGGCCGGCGGGCCGCGCAUCGACGCCAAUGCGCGUUCCGGCGUGUCCCAGCGUCCCCGAGCCAUCCCUCGCGGCGCCUCCGCUGCUGCGGCGCAGCCAGACCGAAGGAACGCACGAGACGGAGCCGCUCGAUUACUCCAUCACCCCUAA
Closterium sp. NIES-65 is the source of this 714-nucleotide messenger RNA. Lineage: Eukaryota; Viridiplantae; Streptophyta; Zygnematophyceae; Desmidiales; Closteriaceae. The record is from the annotation of a GenBank genome assembly.